AUGGGCAGAGCAGGUGUACAGACCCAGGAACUCAGCACAGGGAUGGUGGGAACUUCUCAUAAUGGGCAGAGCAGGUGUGCAGACCUGGAACCUCAGCACAGGGAUGGUGGGAACCCCUCAUAAUGGGCACAGCAGGUGUACAGACCCAGGAAUUUAGCACAGGGAUGGUGGGAACUCCUCCUAAUGGGCAGAGCAGGUGUACAGACCCGGGACCUCAGCACAGGGAUGGUAGAAACCCCUCAUAAUGGGAACAGCAGGUGUACAGACCCAGGAAUUUAGCACAGGGAUGGUGGGAACUCCUCCUAA
This is a messenger RNA of Staurois parvus, 306 nucleotides long. Lineage: Eukaryota; Metazoa; Chordata; Amphibia; Anura; Ranidae. The record is from the annotation of a GenBank genome assembly.